CACACACACACACACACACACACACACACACGCUUUGCGCGAAUCCCCGCAUGCGCAAUGCCAUCUGGAUUGUCUGCGUGCAGGAGAUUGCCAGAAGAUGAUGCGGUUGAGCAGCCGGCGCGGAGCGCGUGCAUAAUUGGCCUAUCUAGCCAUAGAUAUUUCUACUUGCCUUUUUUUUCCCCCCCCCACUUUCAUGCCAAAUUACCGUUUCAUGUGAUCAGAAGGCCGAGGCUGCACCCACCGACCCCCCCAGCGGCUCAGCAGUGACUGGAAGGAGCUGAGCAUCAAAUUGCACCCGAUGUCAUUACGCGCAGCCAAGUAUCGAAGACCAUAAUCAAGACCAAAGGCAGAGCCAUGGAGGUUGUUGCACAUCUUGUGAAUGACACCUUAGAAUUUUACAAAUGGAGCCUUACUAUAGCAGACAAGAGAGUGGAGAAUUGGCCAUUGAUGUCAUCGCCCUUCCCCACUGUGGCCAUCAGCUGCCUGUACCUGCUCUUCCUGUGGGCGGGGCCCCGGUACAUGCAGGGACGCCAGCCCUACACGCUCAGGAAGACCCUCAUAGUGUACAACUUCAGCAUGGUGGUCCUCAAUUUCUACAUUGCCACCGAGCUCCUAAUAGGCUCUCGAGCCGCCGGCUACAGCUGCCUCUGUCAGCCUGUCAACUACUCGAAUGAUGCCAAUGAAGUCAGGAUAGCAUCUGCUCUUUGGUGGUACUACAUCUCCAAAGGGGUAGAAUUCCUCGACACGGUCUUCUUCAUCCUGAGGAAAAAGUUCAACCAGGUCAGCUUCCUGCACGUGUACCAUCACUGCACCAUGUUCAUCCUCUGGUGGAUUGGAAUCAAAUGGGUCCCCGGAGGACAAUCUUUUUUUGGUGCAACCAUCAACUCUUCCAUCCACGUCCUUAUGUACGGUUACUAUGGCCUGGCAGCCUUGGGACCUCAGAUGCAGAAGUACCUGUGGUGGAAGAAAUACCUCACGAUUAUUCAGAUGAUCCAGUUCCAUGUGACCAUCGGCCACGCGGCCCAUUCGCUCUACACCGGCUGUCCUUUCCCCGCCUGGAUGCAGUGGGCUCUGAUUGGCUACGCUGUCACCUUCAUCAUUCUCUUCGCCAAUUUCUACUACCACGCUUACCGACGUAAACCCGCCUCUGUCCACAAAGGAAGCAAGCCAGUGGCCAACGGUGUCUCCGCGGUCACCAAUGGCCACAGCAAAGCGGCGGAAACAGCGGAUAAUGGACGGAGGCAACAUAAGAGAAGAGCGAAAAGCGAGUAAGGAAAGAAGAGGAGUUCUCUUCAGGAUAAAAAGGAGGAAUCGGAAACGCUAAACUGAAGUUCUUCAACCAGAAUGAGGCUUCAGACCCCUGAAAAUAAUGUGCAAGGAUAUGAUUUUGUGGCCGGCUUGUGAAGGUGAAGGUGUAAUGCAGUGGGUUCGGCAAAACAGGAUUGUUUCCAUACAUUUUUGUUUGUUUGUUUGUUUUUCAAAUGCAAAAUGCUGAUCACGUAGGCUCUGUGCUGUUCUGUCCGCAACACGACCUUCAAACUGUUCA
Messenger RNA from Thalassophryne amazonica, 1546 nucleotides. RefSeq names its product elongation of very long chain fatty acids protein 4-like. Gene Ontology annotation, cellular component: endoplasmic reticulum membrane; endoplasmic reticulum. Bases 355 to 1272 code for a protein of 305 amino acids. Lineage: Eukaryota; Metazoa; Chordata; Actinopteri; Batrachoidiformes; Batrachoididae. The transcript is spliced from 7 exons. Gene Ontology annotation, biological process: sphingolipid biosynthetic process; fatty acid elongation, polyunsaturated fatty acid; very long-chain fatty acid biosynthetic process. Gene Ontology annotation, molecular function: fatty acid elongase activity. The record is from RefSeq and is a predicted model, not a curated record.